AUGUUCUGGCGCAAGAAGCAGGCCGUCGAGCCAAACGUCUCCGAGACCACGGUCGACGCCGAGACGGCCGGAACACCGCCCAUCACCCAGAAACCCUUCCUGCAAGCUAUAUGGCCCGUCCUCGCUUGCGGCGCAGGACUCUUCUCUGACGGCUAUGUCAACAACGUUAUCGGCUCCGUCAACACGACGCUGAAGUACGAGUAUGGCGACGUUUACAAGAACUCAAACGCCUACAGCGUCGUGCCGGCUAUCGCCUUCGCCGGAACGGUCGUCGGCCAACUUGUCUUUGGAUAUACCUCCGACAAGUGGUCUCGCAAGGACUCCCUGCUUGUGUCUACCGUCAUUCUGAUUGUCUUCACCGCACUUGCAGCCGGGUCUUACUGGCAUGGCGAAGCUCACGGCUUGUUCAGCAUGCUGACCGCUUGGCGGUUCUUCGUCGGUGUUGGAAUUGGAGGCGAAUACCCAGCCGGCAGUGUAAGCUGCGCCGAGUCCACCGGUGAGCUGAAAGGUGGCACCCGAAACCGCUGGUUCAUUCUGUUCACCAACUCCAUGAUUGACUGGGGGUUUGUCAUCGGUGCAUUUGUGCCCUAUGUCGUCGCGGCGGCGGCGCACAACACUAACUACGGCACCAUAUGGCGUACAAGCUUGGGAAUUGGCACUGUCUUCCCGCUCAUUCUCUUCAUUCUGCGUCUGAGGCUCAAGGAACCUGAAGAGUUUCAGAGGAACUCUAUGAAGCACGUCAAGACUCCAUACUCUCUGGUCCUUAGAUUCUAUGGGUACCGUCUGUUCGUUGUCAGUCUGAUCUGGUUCAUCUACGAUUUCUCGGCAUACGCCUUUGGAAUCUUCUCCAGCCCCAUCCUUGCUAGUAUCUAUGGUGAGGGUGCUCCAUUGACGACUGUCUUUGGCUGGAACACCGUCAUCAAUUUGUUCUACAUACCCGGAACCAUGCUCGGCGCUCCCGUCAGCGACCGCUUGGGGCCUCGCCUUACUCUUGUUAUCGGUGUGCUUUGCCAAGCUAUUAUCGGUUUUAUCAUGGCUGGCUGCUACCCCCAACUGGCUCAGCCGAACGUUGUCGGUGCUUUCGCUGUUGUAUACGGCAUCUUUCUGGCAUUCGGUGAAUUUGGACCGGGCAACAACAUUGGUCUUCUGGCGGCCAAGACCUGCGCCACGGGGGUUCGCGGACAAUAUUACGGCAUCGCCGCCGCCGUUGGAAAGAUAGGCGCCUUUGUAGGCGUUUACGUGUUCCCCUACAUUGAAGCUGCUGGGGGCACAGGGGCAGGUUUCUACCAAUACCCCUUCUACGUUAGCUCGAGCUUGUGUAUUCUUGCGGCGGCGCUGGCAUGGUUCUGUCUCCCCAACAUUGACCAGGACACCAUCACGCUGGAGGAUGAGAGGUUCAGGAAAUACUUAACGAGCAAGGGCUGGGAUGUCCGACAGCUGGGCCUCAACAAGGGGGAGAGUCUCGAUUCCAUGCCGGCGGAGACAGGGGUCCAGAAGGCUUGA
Messenger RNA from Anthostomella pinea, 1503 nucleotides. The record is from the annotation of a GenBank genome assembly. Lineage: Eukaryota; Fungi; Ascomycota; Sordariomycetes; Xylariales; Xylariaceae.